AUGGUUCCUUUAGUUGACGAGCGAGAAACAGAUGGCUCUCGCUACGUGGCGGGUGGCGCGGGGGGUACGGCAGGGGGCGCGGCGCCGGCGUUCGCGCGCCGACAGCACACGCGAGUGCGCGCGCGGCCCGGCGCCGCCGCCGCACUGCGCUGUCGUGUGCUGCGCCUCGCCGACAGAGCGGUGUCGUGGAUCCGCUCCAGCGACCUGCAGAUCCUGACACACGCGGGCGCCGUAUUCACCGCCGACUCCCGAGUGUCCGCCAUCACGGGCGCGGCGCCCGAGCGCGGCGCCGGCGACCGCGCCCGCGACCCGCCGCCGCCCGGCGCCGACGACCACAACUACGACCACGACGAUGACUACGACGAAGAGCCGUGGCCCGCGGGGGAGGAACCGACGGGGGACGUGGGGGAGGAGACGGUGCACACGCUGCACAUCGAGCGACUGCGCGCCGCCGACUCCGGCCGCUACGAGUGUCAGAUCAACACCGAACCCAAAAUGAGUCUGUUCUUCAAUCUAACCGUCUCCGACGUGCGGGGCGGCGGGGUGACGGUGCGCGCGCUGGGGCCGCGCGUGGUGCGCUGCGCGGCGGGCGGCGCGGCGGCGCUGGCGUGUGAGGCGCGCUACUUGCGCCCCGCGCCCGACCUGCCCCCGCUCAGGAUCCGCUGGUACCACGCCGGCCGCUUGCUCGACGACCAGAGUCCGCCGGGCGGCGUGGCGCUGUCGGCGGAGCGCUGGGCGAGCGGCGCGCGCUCGCGGCUGUCGCUGGGCGCAGUGCGGCGCCGACACGCGGGCGAGUGGACGUGUCGCGCGGGCGCCGCCGCCGACACGAUUACGCUCGCGCUGGCGCCGCGCGACUCCGCAGACGAGCUGGAGGUGAUGCAGCACGACCAGGCGGAGCGCCGCCUCAGUAGCGCCGCCCCGCCCGCCGCGAGGCUCGCCGCGCCGCUCGCCGCCGCGCUGCUGGCGACGCUGCUCACGCGACGUGACGUGACGUGA
Papilio machaon (common yellow swallowtail) is the source of this 996-nucleotide messenger RNA. RefSeq lists its product as uncharacterized. Gene Ontology annotation, cellular component: neuron projection membrane. The record is from RefSeq and is a predicted model, not a curated record. The transcript has 6 exons. Bases 1 to 996 code for a protein of 331 amino acids. NCBI's taxonomy places the organism in Eukaryota, Metazoa, Arthropoda, Insecta, Lepidoptera, Papilionidae. Gene Ontology annotation, biological process: synapse organization.